Molecule: messenger RNA, 2255 nt
Organism: Electrophorus electricus (electric eel)
Lineage: Eukaryota; Metazoa; Chordata; Actinopteri; Gymnotiformes; Gymnotidae
Source: RefSeq, a predicted model, not a curated record
CGCGGGCGAGACGAGCGUCCUGCGCCUGGCUGCAGAGAGAAAGCCGCGCGUCGGCGCUUUCCUGCGUCCCCUGCAGGCGAUGGCGACGCGUCAGACGUGAAACGUAUAAAAGCGCAAACGAGCUCGGCCUUCAGCCUUCUGAGCGGCGGUCCUGGUCCUACGCGUAACAGCUUUAAGGGUUGAUGCCAACGGCAAUGAUCAGGCCGAGGAUGAAAAAGUAGCCUCUGUGGAUAUUGGAUUUUAUUUUUAUUUUUUUUACAUUUAUUUUAUCUCUUUAGUAGGCUACUAUUACUUGGGCUGCUGCUACUUGGAUGUAGUAAGUAAUGGCUUUACAAGACGUCUGCAGUUUCCACAGUGUCUCUCUCUUCUCUCCGUGGGACGCUGUACUUUUGUCGUCCGUGUCUUCAGAAAACUCUGUUCACAUGUUCGGAAGGGGGUUUGGAGAAGACUCCAAUUCCAGACGCUGGUAUAGGAACAGCAGUUCAACUCCACUGGAAUUUUAUGUGCCAGUGUUGGAAUAUUUAGCAGAGAGCCCUAUUGAGUUUGGCCAAAUCCACCCCAGCUGUAACGCCCCGCGGGCGAUUCCCGAACCAAACAACCAUCUCGACCCUUUCCCGUCUCCCUCCGUCUCUCCCUCCAUUCCUUUCCCAUUCCCUCUGGGACACGGCACCACCACACUGGGGUUCGUUUUCCAGGGUGGAGUGAUCGCCGCGGCCGAUUCCCGCUCCAGCUGCUCUGGCCUUGUGGCCUGCCCGGCCUCCCAGAAGAUCCUACCGGUCCACUCCCACCUGGUGGGCACCACUUCGGGCACCUCGGCGGACUGCGCCCUCUGGAAGCGCGUCCUGGCGAGGGAGCUGCGGCUCUACCAGCUCCGGCACCGCCGGAGGCUGUCGACGGGGGGUGCUGCGAAGCUGCUCUCCCACAUGCUGCAUCCGUUUAAGGGCACGGAGCUGUGCGUGGCUGCGACUCUGUGUGGCUGGGAUGGGGAAGAGGAGGGUUCACCGGACGGGAGGACAGGGACGGACGAGGAGCGCGUUACGCGUGCAGGAAAGCACGGAAACGCUCGUGCACGAACUCAGCCAUCGGUAAAGAGUGGAUCGACUUCACAACCAACAGUAGCGAGCGAUGGAAACAGCGAGCCAGUGAAAAUCAGUCAUGCAAGAUGUCAACCAAUAGGAAAGAGUGCGACGAGCGACCAACCAACAGGAAGGGACACGGCAAGCUCUACUCUGCCGGCUUCAAAACAGUCCGGCCCCAGCCUUUAUUACGUGUGCAGUGAUGGCCUACGCCUGCAGGGGGCGCUCUUCUCGGUGGGCUCCGGCUCUCCCUAUGCGUACUCGGUGCUGGACGGUAGGGUUCACUGGGCACUCGGAGUGGACGAGGCUGUCUCAUUAGCCAGGGAGGCUGUGUACAGGGCCACGCACAGAGACGCUUACUCGGGCAACAACGUGGAUCUUUAUCACGUCACUGCUAAAGGUUGGAGGCGGAGACCCAGAGAGGACCUCAAAGAGGAGUACUACAGGGAGAAAGAGGAGGAGAGGAGGAGAAAGGAAGAGAGGGAGAAGGGAGGACGAGCACAAGGUCGGGCAUGUUGAGGAGAUGCUGAAGAUGACAGGCUAGGAGAAAAUCAGCAAAUGUAUUACAUUUAUUACACUUUGCAAAUGCACAGCAUGAAGGUUUUCCUUCUUUUGCUCCAGAUAUGGUUGCAGCAGUUACGAUACGACUAAGUCACGAAACCGUAAAAACAAACUACAGUUAAUGGUGAAACUGAACAGAAUAACUCCUGUUUAAAACUACAGUUAAUAGUGUAGCAGCAUAACUCCUUUUCAACUGUUCCACAGUAAUAUUUUACAGUAGAGAAGAAACAUUGAGUUUAUCUUGUAAGUGAUGCCUUCUACUUAGAUGAACUCAACUAUGAACUAGCUGUAGCGUGAAAGUGAAGUAGAAAUGAAAACUUUUCUGGAAUUGGUAUUUUUGGUAUAUAACUUAAAAACAAUCUAAUAUUACACAUUCUGGAUCAUUCCAGUUCUUGAUUUUAAACUUUGUUAAAAUUAAAUAUUUACAUUUUCUUGUGGGCCUAAGACAGUCUUUUAAGUCUAAUUUCACACACUGGUUCAGCUCAACAUUGUGAUUUGUAGUCUAACAGUGGUUCAAAAUGAGAUUAUUGCUCCCCUAUGGGAUAGGAAACAUGAAAACAAUGAAAACUAAAAACAAAUAAAAAACAGUAACACAAAAGAUUAUGCUCUUAUUUUGUA